AUGUCGACUGUCGAUCACAAGAACCCCGGAUCUCAGGACCUCGCUCCUCAGUACGAGGAUCUCUUUGCGGAGCCCUCGUCCAAGCCGAUUACGGGAUAUGCCCGUGUUUCCCAGAAUGAUGAUCACGGCGAUGUGGAAGGUCAGGCGCACGAGCACGACGGCUCCCCGGGCGCGAUCAAGCUAGACACCUCGAUUGUAGGAAGAGGUGAUGGAUUGGCACCGCAUAUCCACUGCGAGGUCUGUGAUCGACGUUUGGAUCGGCGGGAGAGGCGGCGCAGUCAGGCCCAUUGCUGCCGUGCGGUAUCGGCGACCUUUGUUCUCCUGGCGCUGUUCCUCAUGAUUUUUGGGAUCGUCGCGAUGGUAGUCACCCACAAGCGGAGAUAUUAG
Penicillium canariense is the source of this 387-nucleotide messenger RNA. RefSeq lists its product as uncharacterized. NCBI's taxonomy places the organism in Eukaryota, Fungi, Ascomycota, Eurotiomycetes, Eurotiales, Aspergillaceae. The record is from RefSeq and is a predicted model, not a curated record. The transcript is spliced from 2 exons. Bases 1 to 387 code for a protein of 128 amino acids.